UCAUUUUUCUUUAUUUUUUAAUCAUUAUUUUGAAUUUCAAAAUUCAAUACUGUCAAUGUUUUAGCUACAAAAAACCAACUAAGAAAUAUUCGUAAAAAAAAAAGAAUUAAGAAUUAAUGUGAACAUUUAAAUUCUUAUUGCAGCUUGUCGGCAUUGAAAUCUGAACGUUGAGCAGUUGUUUUUUUAACGUGAUAAGGUGGAGGACAAUAAUUAAAUGAAGCAACAUGGGAAAUGGUAUGAACAAGGUGUUGCCCGGUCUCUAUGUUGGGAAUUAUCGCGAUUCGAAGGAUCAACAGCAACUGGACAAGUAUCAGAUAACACACAUAAUAGCCAUACACGAUAGUCCACGUCGUUUGCUACCGGACAAACACUACCUAUGCGUGAUGGCCGCUGAUACGCCUGAUCAGAAUCUCUCGCAGUAUUUUGCCGUUUGCAAUGAUUUUAUACAUGCCGCCCGUUUGCGUGAAGGCAAUGUGCUGAUCCAUUGUUUGGCCGGCAUGUCGCGUUCUGUUACGGUAGCGGUGGCGUACAUAAUGACCGCAACCAACUUGUCCUGGAAAGAAGCGUUGAAGGUAGUGCGCACUGGACGCGCGGUUGCCAAUCCGAACAUCGGUUUCCAGAACCAGCUGCAAGAGUUCGAAACGUAUCGCUUAGUAGAGGAGCGUAAGCGUUUGCGUGAGCGUUUUCCUUCAACGGCGUUGGAGCAGUUGGAUCGUUCCAAAUGUUCAGCAGCGUUGGAUAAUUAUCAAGAACUAUUACAAAAUAAGGAUAUUUGCGAGGGGAAUUGUGUGCGUGGUGAAAAAUGUCCAACAGGUGUCUGUAAUGUAGAUCCCUCAAAGGGUCUCUUCCGUCGUCGUCCCUCUACAGCCUCGAUGCGCUCUCGUCUACGUGGCCAACCUUCUACGUCGAGCGCGUCAACAUCACCUGCACUAUCUGGCACUGGUGUCGCCAAUGUGGCUGCUACCAAUGUGGCGCAGUCAUGUCCAACAUCGCCCAGCCACUCGCCGGCCGCAAGACGUUCUCUGGGCGGCCAAAAAAUACCCGAAGACGAGGAGGCACACAACCCACCUACAACAACAGCAGCCGCGACAACAACAACAACUAACAGCACAACCACGACGACCACCAACAAUAGCAAUAGCACCACCACUAAUAACACAACCACCACCACCACCGUAACGUUGUCACCGCUGAUAGCGACGGCGAGCAGUUCAAAGGAGGCUGCCGAAUAUGCGGCCGCCAUCAACGAUGCGAAGCGUGAGCGUGAGGCGCUACAGAAGUCGCCACCAGCUGCACGAAUGCGCAAUCCACGUGUAAACAGCGCAGGCAGUCGUCUAAUCAGCGCCACAGCAAAGGCUCGUGCUGCCGUAUCCGCCACAGUGGCAGCACAACAGGAAGAACUUGAUAAGUGUAGCGCGGGUAAUGGCUGCGGUUUUGGCGGCACCGGACAAACCGGACAACUGCAUCGUAGUGCCAGCACUGUGAGCGGCCUAACGGUGCGGCCGUACAGCAGUCCGGCUGGUUUGCAUGCUUACACAGGCAAAGUACCUGGCUCUGUGCCAUCGUCCGUCCAUGGCUCCCGAGUGGAUCUGCGUGAUGUCGAUAAGGGCUCGGCAAUUUAUUUGGGCUGCUCUGCGCCGCGCAAUUCAACGUUAUCGCUCUCUUCACGCACCUCAUCGGGCAGUUCGGCGCCACCUUCGCCGGUGCGCACGCCGCCGGUGAGUCCGCGACACGGUGUGCGAAGGGCAGCGACUAUCGUGAAAAAGCAACAACAGCAGCAAAGGUGAAACAACUGCAAAGCCUGAUAAUGGCGCGUCACAACGUUUAUUGCUGCAUCAAUCAAAAUAACUGCUUGAAGGGAGAGGCGGAAGCAGCUGUAGGAAAUAGAUCACUCUUAGCGUAGCGUAGUCUUCGCGGUUUUUAAAAAGCUGUACAUGCAGCUAUGCUAUCAAGACAUACAUACAUAACUCCUUGACUUCGAAUAGGUUCCUUGAAGUGUGAAAGCAGCAUUGAAGCAUUUUUUUUACUUGCUAAUAGUUCACUAAGAACUGAUGCCUGAAACAUUGUUAAUUGAAAAUGGUUAUGGCAACCAAUAGAACUGUUUUGUGCGCUUAGCUUAUACUUAGCAUAGAAUUUGCAGAAACUCAAAGCAAUUAUGAACUUAUAAAAUAAGGAAAAUUAAAAAGAAACAUUUUUUACAAUACAUACCAAUUAACUUGUUGUUGCCUAAAUGUGUGUGCAUACGCACUUCAGACAUAUUGCAUAGGAGAAAAAAGCUUAGACAUCUGUUAGAUUUUAUUGAUUAAGGGGUUAGGUGGGUUUCAAAAGCUCAAAAUAGGUACAUUUUUAUGAAUUUUUUUUUAUUUAAUCAACAGAAUAUUUCAUUCCAUCAAUUUAACACAUAAAAGAUACAUAUUUUAUAAGUAGUUUGUGAAAUUUUCAUUGAAAAAUUUUGAAAAUUAAGGCGUGGACACGUCGUCUCCUAUGGCCCCUCAAAAAAAAGUUCUCUCGGCGUAGUCAGGAUAACUCAUGACAGAUUCAUCUGAAAUUCAAAAACAAAAAAUUUUCUGUUAGUAGAUGUUUCAAACUCGUGCUUGGACGAAGGAA
Molecule: messenger RNA, 2607 nt
Organism: Anastrepha obliqua
Lineage: Eukaryota; Metazoa; Arthropoda; Insecta; Diptera; Tephritidae
Exons: 5
Coding region: 225-1787 (520 amino acids)
Biological process (GO): protein dephosphorylation
Cellular component (GO): cytosol
Molecular function (GO): protein tyrosine/serine/threonine phosphatase activity
Source: RefSeq, a predicted model, not a curated record